Molecule: messenger RNA, 8514 nt
Organism: Dothidotthia symphoricarpi CBS 119687
Lineage: Eukaryota; Fungi; Ascomycota; Dothideomycetes; Pleosporales; Dothidotthiaceae
Product: glycosyltransferase family 4 protein
Exons: 8
Coding region: 1-8514 (2837 amino acids)
Molecular function (GO): glycosyltransferase activity
Source: RefSeq, a predicted model, not a curated record
AUGUCAAAUAUUUUGGGCAUUCAAGCAUUUGGCACCAACUUACGAUUAUGGGAGUGGUGGGAAGACGCCCUUGCGGCUGUUCUCGGAGCUAGUGGGCUACUUGGAAUUAUUGCGCUUGUAUAUUUCCUUUGGCAUUCGAUUUCCAAGCACCUAAGUAUCAGUAAGGAUGAGCUUGUUCUUCCACCCUCAAUCCUGGAACGCAUCCGUCUUCUGUCGCACAACGUAAACACUAUCCGCCGAGAUCAUAUACUCUUCCCGCAACCAACAUCAUUUGGUGUGUAUCUGGGGUAUCUCAGUAAUCCAGUUACGGAAGAGGAGGCCAAAUUACUUUCACAAUGGGAUGUCAUAGUGUUGGACUAUCGCGCGACAGGGGUUCUGGAAGCUGUCAACGAUGAAAACAUUCCCUUAGGACGUCAAGUCAUCGCCCGAUUAGAUUUACAGCAUCUGUUGCAUUCAGGCGUUGUGAGUGAAGAUAAACCACUGGAUAUCGUCGAAUUCAUCUAUGGAGUCAUUCAGCAAAAUCUACGACGAUCGAACCGACGAAGGUCUUUUACGGGUGUACUCGUUUCUGAAUGGCGUGGGUGUAUCUCGACACUUCUUCUGAACGGACUAGCACACCUUUUUUCGGCUCAUGGGUUAGACGUAUACGUGGAAAUUGGUCCCCCAGACUUCUUAGAGGGUGCCGAAAGACUUGAUCCUUCGACUUUUGCUGGAUUGGUUGUUCGAGGCGGAUUGAUUGCGCAAGAUGGGGAGCGGCGAGACUUUUUUGAGGUUGACAAGAUGGAGACAACGCUGAGGGCCUUCUUGUCUCAGGCGCGCCAACGGGCCCUCACUACUUUGAUGUGGGAAACCGUCGACAAUGAAGCCAACCCCUCACAUGCUACCAUAAGGUGGGCUCAUAGGUGGUGCAGAUACCACGGCGCAAUAUUUCAUCUGACGAGUCAACGAGCUUUGACCAACGUUGCUCAUAUUUCUUGCUACAAAGAGCCGUUGGCUGCAUUUCAGUGGCUGAAAGAUCGACGAGUUAUGAAUGUACAUGAAAAGUUUCGGACAGCAAGCAAGCCUGCGAGAGAUACUUCCGGCAUCUUAAGAGAUCUACUUCCGCUACAGGAUUUGUUUCCGCUUCUCAGUACGACCCUCAAAGACCUGCAAACCUCAUAUCAUGAUGAUGACGACGGCGACGAUGUAUCUAUUGCGUCUAUGUUCACUUGGCAAGCACCACAGGACAACAACCUCACGACCUCACUACCCCGAGAAUCUGUAUCGACCGCAUCUCGCAGCCAAAACUGGAGUCUUUAUCUCAAGAGUUGCGCUGGAAACCCAACCUCCUACUCUUUUGACGGGACUAUGUACGGCCCUUUCGGCUGCUUUCCAAUAGGAAUGACCGUCUCCAAGGCAGACUUUGUCGAUGUUCUACAAUCACAACGCCAGUUACGGGAUCUACAACUGCUUGAUAGAUUACCCAUUCAGGAAUUGCGUGCAGCCGCAGGGAUCCUGAGUAGUUACAGUAUGAGAUGCAACCAAUCUCAGGACGUGUCUCCGACGUCACGGAAUGCUAUUUUCAAUCUCGCAAACGGGCUGGCCAAAGCCACGGAUGAGGUCGACGGUACAUGUUGGCUGCAUGUGUACCGUGGACUCGACUCUGGAUUUCACACACCAAGAAAAGCUCGAUUUUGGGCUGUCUGGGAAGUAGAUCCGGAGACAAAUCUUACAACAAUCUAUGUCUCCAAGAAUGUGACUAACCUUACUGAGGUCUUGCUCCAUACAUAUUUGAGUGCAUCGGGUUGCUCGAGGUAUCAGUGUCUUCUCAUGGAAUACAAUUUGAAUCGUUUUCCAUCCGAACCACGCUCGCCCAAAUGUUUACCACAAAGAAUGGCUGAUGAUCUUCGUCUUCUGUCACCCGCGGAUCUUCUCCUUUACCUUCAACACCUCAAGUUCUCACAUUGGGGUGGAGGAGGAUGUCCAUUGAUCUCAACCAUACGUGUCGAAUGUCAGCGACUUCUUAUUGACAUGCCGACAUACCAGCAAUUGAAAAACCAGAGCAAUAUGGACUACAUCAGCGGUACAAUCACAGAUGGAAUUCUGGUGAAAUCCAGGUUGGAGUGGUACACCCUCCACCGACUCGAGACCUUUAGCCAACACAAGGCGAUUGAGUUAUUCAGACACAUCGAUAUUACCUUUCGACAGCUGUUGAUGCGACGAGACCGUCAUCAGUUGGACAAAAUUACGUUCAUGAUCGAAGAUCUUACUAGUAAGCCAAAGAUCGGCUCGACCGCGGACUACAUAUUAUUCUGCAUAUUUUGUGCAGCUAAGAAGGCAGCCUUUGAGGAAAUUUACAUUGAGGUCUCGGACCGGAACAAAUUGUUCAACCAAUACUCGGAUCAGAGUGCGGCGUUUGCGGAACUCUUCGCUCUAGGAUCUCAGUGUGAGGCUUACUUUGACAUCAGUCCUAGCGAAAUGGGCAUUAUUCUAUCUAAAAAGCAUAGAGAUCACUACAAUCGAGUGGAACAUCAACCUCCAAUGCAGGUCCCCAAAGCGCCUAUAUAUGCUCCCAUUCACACGGUUGUCCAGAGCGACAUCGAUCUAGAUCACAAAUCUUGUACAGUACCCGGAUAUCGUCGAUUUACCUUUUUAAGCAUCUUUGCGAUCCCGGUCCUAAUCGACAUCCUUCUUAUGUCGACUACCGGGCACGGUCUUUUCCUCAGCGCAUACAUGACCCGUCAACAGCAAAAGUAUGGCUCCAUAGCGUUCUUGUGCUCUUUACUUCUUUCUGGAGCUAUUGGGACUUGGGUCUCGAUUGGUGGAACCUAUUACCUUGUCUCAUCGGCAUUUUCUGCUGCCAACAUGUUUGUUCUCACUCGUCUUGUUGGUGGUCUAGCAUUCACAUUUGCCGGAGCUGUUAUAGGUUUUGUUGCAAUCUCUACCGUGGAGAGCGCAGAAGCUGGCGCUGUAUUUUUCUUCUAUUUGUUUGGACUUACGGCCUACUUCUCCACCCUGGCUGUUCUCACCACCUAUCGAGUUCCGGGAUCGAACUUUCUCGCUGGGAGAAAGGUAAUCCUGAUGAUCCUCCCGGUUCACGUCAUCUCUCCUAUACUUACCAUCUGGAUAUCUGGAUUUGAUGUUGUAAUUUAUCUUUGUUCCCUGUUUUUCAUUGUCACUAGUUUGAUUUUCGGCAUACGGCGGCUCUUCGCCCAAUGGGCUAUCUGGCAACAUACAAUCAGGACGCCCAGCGAUGCGGAAGUUAAGGAGUGGUUUGAACAGUGCCAAGAAGCAGGAAUCUCUCCCUAUCUCAAAUCUGGAAGUAAAGACGUAGAAACCAAGACCUCAACUUUGGGAGGUAGCACUAUUACCACGUCUUCCAAGUCAUCCUCCGAUGAGUUGGGCGUCUUUCAAAGUCUAAGUCAGUCAGCCGUGCUCACUCUUUGUCGAGAGGCGUUGCAUCACGCUGUGAUGAAAGAGAAGAAUCGUCGGUUCUGGCAGAAGCCUACUAAGGAUAUCUUUGUCAAGCAAUUAGCAGAUUGCUGGGACGCAACAAUAUUUCUUCUAGACUGGUAUGGCCGCCAGACAGACACCAAAAGACAGCUUCCUUACAGUUCGACUUGGAAUCUCACAACCCAGGUUGCUCUUGAAAAUAUGCAUCAGUCACAAAAGGGCAUAAGGAUGCACAACUCAUUUGUUCAUUGGCGUAUUGCUGGAGACGAGAUUGGCUGUACAGUUUUGUACUUUCUUGUCAUUCUAAUGGACCGAUGUUUGACCGUGGUACAAGGCCGCCAACUAGUGGGUCUGGCAACCGCUUUAGACACCAAGGUCCGCCUGCCUCUGGGGUUUGGCCUGGCCUAUUAUCUCGUGGGAUCCAUUCUUCUGGAUCACAACGCACAGCGCUUACACAUAUUAUCGGUCCAGCUUUCUCCGGCCACGAUCGAGAAUACAUCUCAGGCUUGGAAGGUAAUGACGGACGACCUAAAAGCCAAACGCCGUCUUUAUUUCACCACGCUAUGUCGCUACAUUGGAGUGCACAUGUGGGUACUUGCCCUAUUCACAGCCCUGAACUGGGUUUUCAAUGGAUCAUCGGCUGGAACAAUCAUGUUCUUGGCGUACGUGGGUGCAUACAGCGGCUUGCUGCUCUACCAGUACAACACGAUCUUCUCUGGUCCAAACGUACCUUUACCACUCCUAGUCUCUGUUAUUCUUGGAUAUGUGUUAGGUAGUGUCCUAGUGACGGUCUCUCCGGAGUUCGAGUACAACGAAGUCAUCACUCUUGCGAUCUCAACGUGGACAACAGCUCUUUUGUCGUUAAAGCCCGCUCAACUACGUCUGCCUGUCGCUCUGAGUGUCCGGAUGCGCAUGUCGGAGAUGCUCGCGGGAUUCAAGCGGUUCAUGAUACACACUGCACCAAACGACUUGGAUGGCACCAGAGGUCUCGCAUCGCAGCUUGGAUUAUAUCAGCCUGGUAGAGAGAAAUACCACAUAUACGGUAGUAAGCUUGACGAAACAUCCAGCCAAAGUGAUCUUUGGAUGCUCUUCAACAAAAUGCGAGCUAUUCCAGAAGAAGAUAUGUUCUGCGUCCUUCCUUCCAACAAUAUCGGCGAUCAGGUAGUAGCGUUGUUGCUCUCCAAUACCCAUGAGAGAUUAUGUGGACUAGUGGCUGCUGCUUUUCCUACGAUGCCGUCUCUAGUGAGUAGAAUCGUACAGGAAUGGAAGAGCGGGUCAAUACAAGUUUUCCUUGUUUCUAUGCAAUCAAUAGAAGUCACUGGUAUUACUCUUCGGGCAAUCUCUCGUUUUGCCGAAGGACCUCUGGUCAUUUACAUCACUUCGGACGCAUGUUCUCCAGCGUCGGGGCAUAUGAAGAUCGAGAUAAACUGUGUGAAUAUCGCUGAAACGAUGGUACAUGCCUAUCUCGAAAGCGUACUUGGCAUGCCCCAUGACCAGGCAAGGAUCGCUGAGCUCACUCUCACUCACCGAAGCGAUGAUAACGAAUCGUUCGCUACCUCAGAACUCUGCCAAAAUUCGAUGCUUUCGUGUGUAUCUGGUCCUGACAGCUCUGCCUUGGAAUUGGCAUAUCGUAAAGAAUUGCUGCGAAAUCUCAGUUUUGGCUAUGACUGCGAUAUUCAGUGGAAUCAUCUUUCAUUGGUGGCACGUCAGUUGAUUCUCAAGAGGUGCCUUGGUGCCACCGAUCCUUGUACGGAAGUGGAACUGGCGUGGAUUAGUGCAAAGGUUUCGGCGGAAGACUCUUGCACGGCACUUUCGCGUGUCGCCCGAUACGAUCUCGGUGCGUAUCUUGCUGUCAGUGACUACAAUCGUAUCAGGUGUAGGGGUAACUGGCUUGGUGGAGAUAAGAGAAACAUACAGAAUAUUUCUGCUGUGCAAGAGUCUUCCUCGGUACAGUAUGGCUCUGUCGUAUCAGUUCUAAACAAUCUUGAGCGAUACAUCAGAAGUCCAGUUGCCUACGUCUACCAUCGAAUCGGCACUUGGAUCAAGCUCUUCAUUCUCGCAAAUAUGGCAGAUGCAGAGUAUCAACGCGAAUUGAAAGGUGUUCUGGGUGACACAAACCGCGCCUUGGUCAAGUCAGUGACUUUCGUCCUUACGGGUUUGUGGAUGUACAGUAGAGCUCUUAUGUCCGUUACCAUUCCAUUCUUUCUAUACCACCGCCGGGCAGUUAUUGGUCAUAUCGCCAAUACUGUUUAUGGUAGCCUGGUUAUCCAAAAGAAAAACCGCUUGAUCAUUCGGCGACACGAAACUACGGAGACAGCGUUUGUCCGGUAUACAGGGAAUAGUAGCUUUGACCUCGUGUAUUUCACAGGAGAGCUGCAAGUCAUGCCCGAUCGGGAACAUAUCAGAGUCGCAAACUAUGACGAGGACAUGCGCAUGACCCAGUGUCAAGAAUUUCAGGAUGGACAGAUCACGAGCGCCUUUGCUUAUGAGUAUAUCCCCCAGCGUGUACAUGGUGUGAUGGGAAGCUCGAAUACUAUGGGCAGUCGAAUGCCAGUAAGCAGGCUUUGCCUCCGUGGGAGCGACGUGGGAGCGACGGUUCACUACAACAAUAAAGGUCGUAUCGAGUCUGGGAGCUAUGUCAAGGAGGGAAACUUGACUCGCUUCAAGUACCAUUACCGCACAAACGCCAGACACGAGGAUGAACUUCUGCGCGCAGAAAUCGUGCUCUCACACAUGUCAGUCAACGUUGAAUGGUGCGCUCCUCCUCCACGUCACGCCGAGAAGCCAGAUCGAUGGGUCCCAACACCUUUUGUGCAAAACGCGACCUUUGUUCAAGGCGCCGACACGUAUGAAUGCACAUGGCUCUAUGAUCAUAAAUUGCACCCACUCAUCUCUACAAAGCUGAACAGUGAACUGGUCGAUACUCCAGACAUGAUCCGUUACGAUUGGCUUGAUGUGCUCAGGAAGCCUACACACUGCAACUUUACGGAUGAGAACCCUUUGCUGAGAUUCCAGUCACCUAAAUCGAGCUUUCUGGGCAGAUUACUUCACACAAACGUGAAGCAGCAGAAAGCUUCAGUUUCAAGAGUUCGCUCUCGACUGUGGCAAGCAUGGAAGGAGCGAAAGGAUCUCGAUGGCGUAACCACGAGAUGGGUUGACGAGGAGCUUAUACGGAAGGACACGUUAUUAAGGCCAUAUUGGCGUCGUCGUGACCGUGGAAGCCUUGCCAAUGCAAAAGAAUACCUAACAUCACACGCCGAUGCGAUCAUGGCAAGUUCAGAUCUGACGAGUAUCAUCAGUGCAUGGACACCGCUGGCCAUCCGUGCGAGCGAUCUUUUUAGUUUCACCCAGGGCGGAGAUUCCGUGAGAUACACAAAGAGGGAGACUGUCCAGGACGACACUAACCGUGAUCUCCAUGUCCUUGCGGUAGACACUGGUACUUGGCCGAACGAGGGUGGUGGUGUAUCAGCUUGUCGACGUGACGUGAUCAACAAUUUGGGCACCAUCAAGUGGCAUAUGGUUGUCGAGUCUGCGAAUGAUUUUGGAUUGCCCAAGUUUCAGACCGAGAAGAACGUUGAGUCGCUGAAGGUACUUCCCCUGUGGGGGAUCGACUUCAUGUAUCCAAAUCACGGUAUCUUUGGUAAUAAGCCGGACCACGAGAUCGACCACUUGAUGGAAAAAAGCACAGUCAUCGAUGUCAGGGACAACUUCAUUCCUAUCUUAGCCACACUCGUAUGUGGUGCCCGAUCCAUCAAUAUGACACCAGCGAUCGCCAGCGAAGCUACUCGAGCAUUGGUCAACCUCAAUGCGUUUUUUGAGGGUUCGCGUCAUUGGAGAGAAGUAUGGACAAGCAAUGUCGUCAAAGAUGCAUGGAGAGAGCUUUGGUUGAUGGACGACAUACCAAACACUCAGCCGCCUUCAGAAUGGUUUCGCACUGAACUACCAACUUUGACACAGCUCGACACAGCGCUGGAACUGUGGCUAAGAUAUCUUUACAUAUUCUCCGUACCUCUACCCAAAAAGAUUCCUCACGUGUUUCAGGCAUCUCAUCACAGUAUCUGGGACCAUGCGAUCUCCUGGCGGGAAACGAACCUGUAUCUUUCUUCAGCUAUGUGUACACUGCCGCCAUUUGUUCGAAACGCCUUGUUGGGAUUGAUGAAGUUGACUUCGUGUCUCGUUCUACAUCAUGCAGAUCAGAUCCUUCCAUGUGCCGACUUUUUCAACCCUGGCUGGGAGACAGAAAUCGGUAGCGCCCGAGGCCAACUCACUCAUCGCAAUGUCUUCCGUCGAAAGAUCGACCCGGUCGUCAAUGGCAUCACUGACAUGCAGAAGUUUGCACCAAUCACCGAGAUCAAAACUAAAACACCAACGGUGACCAUGCUCUCCCAUAUCUGGUUCGCGAAAGAUAUCAAGACCGCUCUACUCGCAGCGGACAUCAUCACCAAUGAAUGGGGCUUCAAGGACUACCAGCUCGAUAUCUACGGUGCACUAAACAAGUCACCUGUCUAUGCUUCAGAAUGCCAAGGGAUUCUUGCCUCAAAGGGACUCGGCCAGAAUGUGGCACUGCGAGGCACGGCAGAUCCAGCUGUAGUCCUCGCAGAUACAUGGGUCUUCCUCAAUUCAUCCGUAUCUGAAGGCUUACCACUCGCAUUGGGAGAAGCUGCUUUGACUGGCGCGCCUAUCGUAUGUACAGAUGUCGGUGCUUCACGGCGCGUGCUCACUGAUCCGGAGAACGGAGCCUGCUUCAGCGAAGUCGUCGCACCAAAUGAUGCGUACGGCCUAGCUCGCGCGCAAAUCAACCUCCUUGCCAUGAUAGAUCAUUGGGCACAGUACGCGGAAGACAAUAUAGGUCAGCCGGUUCCAGUGCUGCCGCAUAGACCUUCACCCGAGGACGUUAAGAUCAUCACAAAGAGGAUGUAUGAGAAGAGCAACCAGCGAAGGAAUUUGGGCAUGAUGGCGCGAAGUAUUGUGGAAAAGUCCUUUGGAGGAGAGAGGUAUCUAAGAGAGCACGAACAGAUGCUUUGGAUUGGGAAGGCGUAUCAUGGGAUGCGCAAUCGGGGGAUAGACCUGUCAACUACAUAG